Fonsecaea pedrosoi CBS 271.37 is the source of this 408-nucleotide messenger RNA. RefSeq lists its product as uncharacterized. The record is from RefSeq and is a predicted model, not a curated record. Gene Ontology annotation, molecular function: RNA binding. The transcript is spliced from 3 exons. Lineage: Eukaryota; Fungi; Ascomycota; Eurotiomycetes; Chaetothyriales; Herpotrichiellaceae. Gene Ontology annotation, biological process: mRNA splicing, via spliceosome; nuclear-transcribed mRNA catabolic process. Gene Ontology annotation, cellular component: Lsm1-7-Pat1 complex; U6 snRNP; spliceosomal tri-snRNP complex. The coding region runs from base 1 to 408 and encodes 135 amino acids.
AUGUCCGAGCGAGGCCAUUUUCGUGGAGGUGGCCGGGGAGGAGGCGGAAGAGGGGGCGGAGGUGGUAGGGGCGGUCGUGGUGGUGCCGGCGCAUCUUCGCAGCAGUCCAAUCAACCACACGAAAAGCCCAAGAAGGAAAACAUCCUGGACCUGAGCAAAUACGUCGAGAAGCAGAUCAAUGUCAAGUUCAAUGGUGGACGAGAAAUUGUCGGCACACUCAAAGGCUACGACCAAUUAAUGAAUCUGGUAUUGGAUGAUGUCAAAGAAACCAUGAGAGAUGACGAGGGCAACGAGACAACAAGACCACUCGGCCUAGUUGUCGCCCGCGGCACGCUGCUCGUCCUGAUCUCUCCGGUCGACGGGAGUGAAGAGAUUGAGAACCCUUUCCAACAACCGCCAGAAGAGUGA